AUGGAACGGACGUUUAUUAUGGUCAAACCUGAUGGCGUGCAACGAGGUCUUGUUGGGGAGGUUAUACAACGAUUUGAGAGGCGAGGCUAUAAACUUGUGGCUAUAAAGAUGAUGCAUGCCUCAGAACAGCUGCUUCAGACGCAUUACGAAGCACUCAAAUCCCUUCCAUUUUUCCCGAAACUAGCUGCAUAUAUGUCAUCUGGACCUGUUGUACCAAUGGUAUUUGAAGGGCGUAAGGUUGUUGAGAACGGACGUACAAUGUUAGGUGCUACUAAACCUGAAGCAAGUUGUCCUGGAUCAAUAAGGGGAGACUACUGCCAAGAUGUAGGGAGAAAUGUUGUCCAUGGAUCCGACUCAACUGAAAGUGCUAACAGGGAAAUCAACUUAUGGUUUUCUCCACAAGAACUAUGUCAAUAUAAACAAGCCGUUGACCCUUGGAUCCAUGAAUAAACUACGGUUUGAUUAUCAUUUUCUCCCUGUAGACUGAGUGGUUGGCUAUUCAAAUAAAUUAAAGGCUGUAUUGUAUUACUACAAACAAACUGCUAACUUUAUAUGAUGUUUAUAUCAUGCUAUCUUUGGGUCAGUACCAAUAAUAAAACGUAUGGUAGUUGACUACACUGAUCACUGAUCAAAAUAUCUGCUAUCUAUGUGCAACAAACAAUCCAUGUUUUAUGGGAAAGUGCUGAUAGUCGAUUUCCUGACAUAAUCUACGGAGUUAGUUUUGGUGUGUGCACUGAGUGCCUGUUACUUGUUAAAAGUUUGUUCGAAGCUAGAAAUGUAUUCGGAUAAAAGUAAGAUGAGCUGUGACAGCUACAGUUCUUACUUAGGCUAGGCUGCACAAGUAACAAGUCUUAAAGAACUGUCCUUUUGAUUGGGCAGAUUUUCCAGUCACAUUGCAUUAGCUUCCCAGAAAGCGAGUUUUAGCUUUGGAAGUUGACCAGAAGCAUGACAAUCCUGCUAGUGCACGUUUAAAAACUGGGCAUCUCUUACUAGUCGCGUAGUCCGUAAACACAUGGAGAUUACCAAAUCGCAUUUAUGGCGCUUUAGGACGUUAUGACAAAAGAUUACACGAUAAUUCGUUUCUUGGGUCUGAUUGAAUGGUACGUUAUUGUCGAGACAUACAGGUGUUUGGCCUAGUGUUCAAAUCUCAUUCUCCGCAGCAACAAAUCAGACAAUUUCUAAGAUUGAUUUACGAUUAGCUAGAUCAAGGGAUGAGUCCAUUUAGAGGAUUCAUAUAUAGUGUGAUCCGAAUGUUUUAGGGUUAAGGACGAGGUUGAUCAUUCUAGAUGUUAACUGCCUGGCAGUUAUUAUCGUUAAUAGUCUCUUGUUAUUACUGAUUCAAUACAAAAAAUGCCGUGGUUUGUUCAUGAAGAAAUGGUGUAUGUUAGCAUACAGCGUCGUAAUUAAUAUUAGGUGAAUAUUCUUGACCUUGUUCUCAACACUUAAUUCACUUGCCUAUUUGAUUUUAGAACAGUUCUCCGCAGACCACCUGGAAUACUAAAUUUUGUCGUCGAUCCUUGGUUUUCCUAACCUUAAUUAAUCUUAGCUAGUUAGUUGUGAACACUCGAUUAAACUAGGUAACUCAGAUUGCAGCUUGUUUUAGAAUCGACACGUCUCAAAGAUUCACGUAACAGAAAGCAUUCACAUGUCAGUUGGAUUGCAUCUAAUUUUGUCUUUACCGAAACACAUAACAUAAAUUCUAGACAAGUGGUGUAACACAAUUUAUAUUUCGUACAUACGAACGACAGCAUUCCAAUCAUGGUUUCAUCAGUGCAUUAGAAGACAGAAACAUUUAAUUUAAUGUUAGUGAGAAAACAUUCCUCAGGCACAGGAUAGAAAUACAAAUGUAAUGGCAAUGGUUGAAGGAGAAGUAAAGCAGGUUAAUAUACUCUAAACGUGAGUACAGCUUGGUUAAGGGAAACAAAAGAUAUGACAAUAAUGAAGAGCAACAGUAUAUACCUAAUUAAAUACAAUAACAAGGAUGAUGAGAAAUAUGUUUUUUUGACCUCAUAUUAUUUAUAAAGUAACGGUAGUCUUCCAUAUAUUACACAUUAUUCAGACUUAAAUAGAUCCACUGACGUACAAACCACCGACAAAUAACAAGUGUUACGACAAAUUGAAGUACACUCACUUAAUAAUUGGAAAGGAGCUAUUAACUUAUCAGGGAGUCGGAAUCUUAAAAGCAGUAGUGUGUAUAAAAAUUGGAGUGUUACAUGUAGAACAAGAAACAAUAAAAUGUAGACGAAGAAAGUAUCGCACAUACCCUCCAACGCCGUUAACUCUAAACAGUUACAGCUGAUGGCAAUGCUGUAUGUGUAGAGUGUGCCGAUGAUGAACUAGACAUACGAUCUGAUUGCUCUUUACAAUAAGCUCCGUUGUAAUCAUUAAUUUAAUUAAUAAUAUUAGUUGUAUUUGUUGAUGUAUGUAAUGAGUUAUCACUUGAUUUCCAGAAGCAUCUAAGCAUACACUGGUAGUGACUUCGUCGUCUUCUAAAACACCGAAAGAAAUAAUACUUGAAAUUAAGUUGGCUGAAAAUUGAUUUUAGAGAAACAGUAGGAAAAAUGAAAUAUAUAUUUGGUCAUUUUACAGCAACCCAUGGAAAAGUGAACAUUCCUCAAAGCAGAAAACCAGGAGUAUCUUUUUAAAGUAAUUUAAAUACUGUCUCAGUUAACUAUUUGGUUGGAUGUUUGUUUCAACGAUGAAAUAUCAUCAAGGAUACACAAAUAUCGUCGUAUUGUGUCAAUACUAUUCUAGGAGUCGAUGAAAUUCAGUUCAUAACUAAUACCAAGUAUUUUAGGUCUUGGAAUUAAAUACAAUUAUCAUACAUUAGUUUUAUCAUUUACUUCGAGCUCAUCUAUCCCUAAAUACUCACUAUUUGUGGCAGUAAAUUUACUCUAUCUUCCUUGUCGAAAACACUUAUGGAAGUUCUCAAAAGUAAGGUUAUUUAGCUGUCUUUUUUCGCCUAAUGCUAGAGUGAUGUGCACAAACGAUUUCCAUCAUAUACUUUGACAUGUUGCUCAAAGUUCAUAGAUAUAUGAGUAAAGAUAAUGCACUCUAAACAUUUAUUUAAACCUAAACCAUGAAACACUCGACUUUCAAUUAGAGGUACUAGUUCGAACGCUGUUAACUCCAGACUGGGGUACCAAAUAUCUGAGUCUAAGUCAUAAUUAUUCAAUUAUUAGAUGACAAUCUGCUAAGAUGAAUACGCUCUACAGUUAGGGGGAAUAUAAGCAAGAUAAUGUUAAAUAGGAACAUUUAUUACAACUUACUCCUGUCGUCUGACAAAGCUGUAAAUCGAUCAAUAGAACUUCUUGGAGUACAUGUUUGACAUGUUCGCUGAUACUACUCCAGUAUUUUGACUACUGUUAUAACUAAUUGAUGAGCCCAUCUGACAACCACCAGCUUUGAUAGAACCGACAUUAUUGACUCAAGUGAGAUGAAUAUAUUAAUGAGGAUCUGGAUUCGGUGUUGCAGUCGAAAAAAAAUUACAUAAGUAGCAUUUUGCAUAUGGGAUUCCACUAGAACUUCUUGUUACAUAGCCAAACAAUCAACAAAAUCAUUAUCAAGUGAUUAGUAACAAGAGGGUGAACGAAACAAUGCAGGGUAAAAAAAGUCAGAGCUUUU
Messenger RNA from Schistosoma rodhaini, 3624 nucleotides. The record is from the annotation of a GenBank genome assembly. NCBI's taxonomy places the organism in Eukaryota, Metazoa, Platyhelminthes, Trematoda, Strigeidida, Schistosomatidae.